Procambarus clarkii (red swamp crayfish) is the source of this 825-nucleotide messenger RNA. The record is from RefSeq and is a predicted model, not a curated record. Lineage: Eukaryota; Metazoa; Arthropoda; Malacostraca; Decapoda; Cambaridae.
AUGCACUAUAACAAGAGGGAAAUAAUCGGGAGUUUUCCAACUCGAGACGCACACCUGCCUGACGUGGUGGACACGACGCCUGAACCACCACACCUGCCUGACGUGACGGACACGACGCCUGAACCACCACACCUGCCUGACGUGGUGUACACGACGCCUGAGCCACCACACCUGCCUGACGUGGUGGACACGACGCCUGAACCACCACACCUGCCUGACGUGGUGUACACGACGCCUGAACCACCACACCUGCCUGACGUGGUGUACACGACGCCUGAACCACCACACCUGCCUGACGUGACGGACACGACGCCUGAACCACCACACCUGCCUGACGUGGUGUACACGACGCCUGAGCCACCACACCUGCCUGACGUGGUGGACACGACGCCUGAACCACCACACCUGCCUGACGUGGUGGACACGACGCCUGAACCACCACACCUGCCUGACGUGGUGGACACGACGCCUGAACCACCACACCUGCCUGACGUGACGGACACGACGCCUGAGCCACCACACCUGCCUGACGUGGUGGACACGACGCCUGAGCCACCACACCUGCCUGACGUGACGGACACGACGCCUGAGCCACCACACCUGCCUGACGUGGUGAACACGAUGCCUGAGCCACCACACCUGCCUGACGUGGUGUACACGACGCCUGAACCACCACACCUGCCUGGCAUGGUGUACACGACGCCUGAACCACCACACCUGCCUGACGUGUGGGGCAGUCAAGCUUGUCGCCAUCCAUCUUCAAGAAAGCUGUUGUUAAUGUGUGUUCUGCUGAACUACGAUUCCUUACAUUGUCAUACUCAUUGA